This is a messenger RNA of Diachasmimorpha longicaudata, 6597 nucleotides long. RefSeq names its product zinc finger FYVE domain-containing protein 9 (gene Sara). NCBI's taxonomy places the organism in Eukaryota, Metazoa, Arthropoda, Insecta, Hymenoptera, Braconidae. Gene Ontology annotation, molecular function: metal ion binding. The record is from RefSeq and is a predicted model, not a curated record. Gene Ontology annotation, cellular component: early endosome membrane. Bases 683 to 5011 code for a protein of 1442 amino acids. The transcript is spliced from 9 exons. Gene Ontology annotation, biological process: endosomal transport.
GGAGUGCCAGAAAUUUUUUUCAUUCUUUUUAUCGUAAGGCCAAUAAAUGGAAUUUCGUGUGAAUGAGUGGCAGUUUAUACUCAACACAGGCACAAGUGUCUGAUCAAAGAAUUGAGUUUAGUAAAUGCGUAUUAUUGGCAGUGCUCCGUCAAGACGUUGAGGUUCUUGUGUUGACGAGUCAAGGGAAAAGGCGAGAGACAAACGUCAAAAAUGAGUGACUAACACACAUAAUCGAAGCAUAUUUUACUCAUCGGAGGGGGAUAAUGAGUAGGUGUGAGCAGGAAGAGUCCUCGAGGUGAAUGUUUCGUGGAAUAUUGUGUGAACAGUGGUAUUUAGUGGUAAAAAAAAUCAUUGUUGAACAUCAAGGAAUAUUGAACAUGAGGGGAACAAGGCGUUGUACAUAACCAACAAACAGUGACAAAUACAUAUCCGGAUGUUCAGACUCACAUGACUUUUUCGUGAUAACUAUUGCAGUGUUGAUCGAUUGGGAAUUCGCCUCCUGUUCUAUCACUUUGUACUGAAUAUCGUUGGUAAAUAAUUGGUGCGACUAAUUGAGAUAACUAAAGCAUAGAAGACUGAAAAAUUCUGAAUUGUCCGGCAGCUUCGAGUGGUGAAAUUCAUUGAAUGUGACUAGUGGUACUAUGGAAUUGAUGGUUACGUGAUAUUCCAAAGAUAAAAUAACAUGGAGAAAUUUGCUGUUGAUCUUGACAAAGUGCUUGAUGACUUUGAGUUCAAUGAAGAUUGUGCAGAGCAAGUUGCCUCAAUUGCUCCAGCGAGAGUCUCCCACCCAGACCAAAGAUCAAAGGACCACGAUUUAUCCAGUUCAGGUAAGACCCUAGAACAUUUGGACGAAGAGAAAUCCUGGCACAGCAAGAGUCACAUCACUGACACCAUUGACAUACGAAAAUCCGAUGAUCUCCACAACAACGAUGAAUCAGUCAACAAUUUUUCAACUCGUGCUUAUCAAAUGGCCGACGACAAAGUCCAAGAGAAAAGAGUCGUUGAUUUUCGGGAUAAUGACGAACCAUCGUCGACUAUUCACAAUGACAUAACACAAAAAUUGGUGAUGAAAAAACAGAAUGAUAAUCAAACAUCUAAAAAUCACAACAGUUACGAUAAAAAAUUGAAUCAACCAAACAUAAAGCCAAGCGUUAGUAAUGUUUUUAACAGUUUAAACGAGUACAUUAAUGCCACGACCACAAAUAUGGAGAAUAUAAGCUGUACCAUAGACUGUCAGAAAGAGAGAAAUGGUAAAUUAGUGAUAAAUCCCGAGAAUAAUGACACUCAAAUUCCAGAGGCCAAAUCCCAGAGGCCAGUCCGAGUAUUACCAGCUUAUCAGAAUAUCUUGUUGCCCAUGAAGUGCGAGCCAUCUGUGAGUACUCAAAUUCCAAACACUGAAAAUGAUAUGGUCGAGUCAAUGACAACUGGUCAACAUCGAAAGCAGGGUAAAGUCGACUGUGCAGAGCACAUUUACGAAAAUAUACAAUUUGGACAGAGUCUACCAGCAUCAAAGACAUCAAGGGUGCAGGAAGCCUCGAGAUCGUCGAGUCAAGACGAGACGAAACACAUCUACGAGAACGUUGACUUUGAUCAGUCUAGUGGAGGGAAAAAUGAUGACACUGUGUAUGCCUGCAUCUACAUCGGGAACAAAGACAUGCCAGAGACAACAACAGAGCUUGAAAAAGCAGCGAAACGACUGACCGAACAAUUCCCGGAUAAUAUCGUCAGUUCUGUUGAUAAAAAGUCAUCGGGACGUGAGGGUGAAUCCCUUGUCUUUCAGAAUGUCAAUCUCAAUGUUACGACUGAACGAAAACCCGUGGGUUUCUCCACAAUCGAUGACCUUUCGGAGGAGGAAUUGAAUAAAUAUCUGGCCGAGUUGGAGGCUGAAGAGAGGGCAAAGGAGGAGGCAGUGAUUUACGAGAAUCUCUCUGUACCAGGACCAUCGUCGUCAGCUCAUCACAGUCUCAAGGAGCAAACACGAUGCAUUCCGAGCAGACAUGCCGAUGAGGAUGCCAAUGAAGCGCCGAUAUUCGAGAGCGUGACUAUUGGAGAACUUCCCAGGGUGUCUGAGCAAAAGCUCCAGGAGAAAGCAAAAAAAUUAAGAGUCAUUGAUUACAGUAAGAGUGGAACCAGUGCUGAGUCGAGUAAUUUUUUAGAUCAGAAGUCGCUGGAAAAAUUCACCGAUUGUGACAAAUUGAUGGGAGAUGCAAAGGGAAACAUUUCUAACAAGACAACUGUUGGUGGUAAAUCGUCUGUCAGUGAUAGUGGCACCUCGAGGGGGAGCAAUGGCGAGGAAAUUGCAGGUGAGAAAGAACAACACAUCGAGCAGAGGAAUGAUAACUCAGAAAAAAAAAUAUCGAGAGCUGAAGCUGGUGAUGCAACGAUUUCUGAUGAGACCAGCAGUCAUCAGGAUCGACAGACUAUAGGAACGUCUGGAGGAGCAGUUGAGGGCAGCAGCACUGCUGAUGGCCCUCAGGGCGAUGAUUUUUCUACGGAUAUUGCGAAGGGUGAAGAUGAGAAUAAUUCAACGAUUGGAGAAGAAGAUUACGUUGAAGAGAAUGUUGAUAAGUCGGCGAGACCUCAGACUCUGGAUAUCGUUUCUUCUGUCAGUAUGGAAGAGUCUCCAGUGAUAGACUCAUCAGAAACAGCAUCACAGUUUCCUUCGAGUGGUGCGACGUGCACUCAAGAGCAAAAUCCAACGAUUGAAGAAUCACAGGAUCAUCUCCGUGAACCCUCACCCGAUGCCUCUGAUAAUUCAUCGAUGGAGUUUGGAAUUAUACUUGGAAAGCAACCACCAUUUUGGAUUCCAGACGGCGAUGCGCCGAAUUGCAUGCUUUGUGAUGUUAAAUUUAAUGUCAUUAAAAGGCGACAUCAUUGUCGAGCCUGCGGAAAGGUAUUGUGCAACAAAUGUUGCAGCAUGAAGUAUAGACUUGAAUAUCAAGGAAAUAUGGAUUCUCGCGUGUGUGCACUGUGUUAUCAACAACUCAUCAGAGCUGAGACUGAACCGGGAGGUGGUGAGUGGGCGUCUGGUUACUUGAAUAACGUGGAUGGUGGUAUCAAUUCACCACAGGGAAGACAGCCCAAUCCAAAUAAUCCAAUGGAGUAUUGCUCAACAAUACCACCUUUGCAACAGUUAGCUGGCAAUUUACCACCACCACCAACUGUUAUGGUGCCUGUUGGAGUUCUUAAACGUGAAGGAAGCACGAAGCAACGGACCGAGGGCCAAAAAUCAGUCAUGUUCAGUGAUGGAAUAAGGCCUGGCUGUGACCUGACAGAGCUCGACACAUCGUGGAAUCCCAAGCCACCCUAUCGUAAGGCAAGCAACAAGAGAAUAGCAUCGCCAGGGCAGCAGUCAACAACAACAGCAAAACGACAAAAUCUACCGCCAUUAGAUCCACACACCAAUAGCUACAUUCCGGGGGAUACAAAUAUGUUACCACCAACUGUGACCAUCCACAAAGGCCAAAUCAGUUAUCAAGAAGUUGGGGACUCAGUUGCACUGUACGAAUUACUUAAGAACGAGAACGAGCCACCGGUGAUGUUCGCCAUCAACAGGAAUCUCUAUGCAUAUGUAAAGAUGACGAAUUUAAACUGCUGUGUAAAUAAGCUCUGCUGGAAUGUGACAUCACGUGGUCUGGCAUGUGUCGGUCAAGACGAAGUGAUCCUGCUGGUGGAGGCCCUUCCCGACGAAACCCAACUCCCGAAGGAUCUCCUCAUCCACAUCAACCAAAUCUACGUGGAGGCAGUGAAGGGAAACACUGUGACUGAACUCGGCGUGUCAAUUCACCAGGAGGGCACCCUGAUGGGUUCCCGGGAGCACGCAGGUUUCCUUUUCAUUCGUCAAACAUUUCAGUGUCUCCAGAAAAUUGUUCUACCUCCACCUCCCUUCCUGGUGGGCCUCCUGGUACACCGUUGGGAGACACCAUGGGCCAAAAUAUUUCCUCUACGACUAGUUCUACGUCUCGGUGCUGAGUAUCGAUAUUAUCCCUGUCCUCUCGUAUCAGUUCGCUUCAGAAAUGCUGUUUACUUUGAAAUUGGUCAUACCAUCAUGAAAGUACUUGCUGAUUUUCGAAAUUAUGCGUAUACACUCCCUGGUGUUAGGGGAAUGGUAAUUCACAUGCAGGAUCGUACGACAGAUGUUUUAUUUCCUCGAAAUCGUUACGAUCAGGUCAUCAAGGGCCUCAAUAAUUCCAACGAUCAUGUACUGGCAUUUGCUGCUAAUUUUUCCAUUCACGUUGACUCACAUCUUGUUUGUAUACAGACUAAUACAGGUGAUGAGAGCAAUUAUCAAACCCAAGCUAUUAAUAUUCACAAUAAACCGAGAAAAAUCACUGGUGCGAGUUUUGUCGUGAUAAAUGGUGCCCUAAAAUCAUCAAUGGGAUUGUCAGCAAAAUCAAGCAUCGUUGAGGAUGGACUUAUGGUCCAGAUAAUGCCAGAAAAAAUGGAAGCACUCAAGGCUGCCCUAAAAAAUAUGCACGAUUUUACGAUUGAUUGUGGACGCCAGGGUGUACCUGAGCCUGAUGAGACUGUUAAUAUUAAGUGGGUGGACAAUGAUGUACAGUUCAAUCAGGGACUGAAGAGUCCCAUUGACAACAAGCCCAUGGAUGGUAUACCCUCGAUAAGAGUUCACAAUGGCAAUGAUUACAUGGGAACCAGCAGAUUUAUUCGGUGGACUGAAGUCUUUAUUAUUAAGUCGGAUGAUCAUCCCAAUGGUGUUCAUGAUCCUGUGGAUUUGAAUAAAUUGUCGGAGAGCAUUGCCAGGGCUACUUGUGCAGCGUUGGUGAAGCUUCUGGAUCUUCUGGCUGCUGCAGGACUGACGAAACUGGCGGUUAGAGCUACCAUUCAUCCGGAUAACGUCGGUUAUGAAGCUGGCAGCGAGGGCACCCGCUUGCCGCCUAUCUACAUGAAUAGUUUGGAUAAUGAACUUAUUCAAGUUCUCCAUAAAGCAGCCCAGAGCAGUCAGGAUGCCAACACAGUGUUGGAAUUAAUAUUUCACGUGUUGGAUGACUAAGGGAAUUUUUAUUAACAAUUUGUUGUACUACUUCCAAGUUGGUCCAAUUCAACAGAUUUUAGAGCUUAAGCCAUCCGUGUUGAUGAUUGCAAAAAAAGUGUGGAGGUCAGGAUGCAUUUCAAAAAAUAUCACACGCAACGAUUUUAUUAGAGGUGUCGUGUAGAUCAUUGUGAGUGUUUCAUAAACGAUUGGAUAUAGAUAUUUAUGAAAUAAAAACGUCGUAGUAUUAAUUUUAGAGAAUGUUUCAUUGUAAAUGUUCUUAUUGUGCAAUUUAUUAGUUAUAUUUUCCACGAAAAAUUGAGUAUUGAUUUUAGUUGGAUAUAUAUUUUGAAGUGCAGGUUUACUUUAUUGGCACCUAAAUUUGAGGAGCUCAUUAUGAAAUUUCAAAAUAGAUCUAACAUAUCUUAAAUUUUUUUGAGCGCAUUUGCCAGAUAAUACUCAAUUACUUUUUCGCCAAUUCUAUUUGAAUGCUCUUCCGAAAACAAAAUAAUAUACUUUUCGUAAAUUAUUCUAUUGUGAUAUUUUUUCAUUUUCUUGACGAAAAGAAAAGAAUCGAUUUAAAAAAAAUGGAAAAUUCGAACCGAUGGAGUUUUAUAAAAUAUUUUCCUUUGAAAGUAUAAUAGAAAUUCGGUAUCAAUUUUUGUCUCAAAAUUGCUCCAAGUUCGCUAGACCUACGAUAUGUCAGAUCAAUUUUAAUCCAGAUAAUGCAAAUAUAAUGAAAAACAUGGUCCACAUAAUGAAAAGUGUAAGUUAUGUAUAUAAAUUAUGGUUUUUUUGUAAUCCGAGAGUUUUAUCGAAGGACGUCGAGUACACAGGCUAUCGAGAUGACAAAUAUUUCGAAGUGAAUAGAAGAAAACAAUAGUUAUACAAUUGGUGAUAACAAAUGUAUAGCAAUGUUUUUAUAGAUCCGAAAAGAUCGAGUAAUGAUCUGAUGUUAUAUAGUUUAUUAUUUUUAUGAGGCAAUGGGGAGAACUGAACUCAUCAUUUGUAAAGUGUGAUUGUUGUGAAGAAAGAACUGAAAGUAGUUAAGUUCUUCGGAAAUGAAAAUUCGAAAUGUUUCAAGAAAAUUUCGGAAAAACCGCAUCUUUUUAUGCGUCGAAGACACACGUAUGGAAAUAAUUUAUUGACAAAUCUAGAGCAUUUGCUGGGAAAAUUGUUUUGCACUUGAAAUGAUUAGUGGAAAAUAGUUAAAUUUCCCAAAUAUAUUGAGUGAUUUUUUUUUCAAGAACAUAUGCAAUGAUAGAGAGAAAAUCGUGAUAAUUUAUGUUGAGGGAUUCUGUGAAAGAAAUGUCCGUAAAAAUAUUGCUAAUUAAUUAUUACUGAAAUUUCAAGUAAAAAUUCCCCGGCAACUGCUCCCCCGACAUUUUGUCAUUGGUACAUUCAUAUUGCCCAUGUCUAAGUGUUUAUAACAUUUUCUUGUUUCUUUUACAAAGUUGAAUAAAUUGAUUAUAAACUCCAAUAACAGUCUUAACAAAACAAGUAAUAAGACAAAAUCAUAGUUAAUACCAAACACCAAAAUAUAAUGUAUAUACCUUGAAUUAAUAAACUGUAAAUACGAUGAAAAGUUGAAAAAAAAAAUAUUCUUG